GCCGCGGCCACCAGGCGCGCCCAGUCGCACGUGGCGGACCCGCCCCCUGGGCCGGCCGUGCCCUGGACUCCGCGGGCCCAGGUUCUCCGGCCCUCCGCCCCGGCCCCGUGGGCGCGAUGAGCUUCCUGAGCCGGCAGCAGCCGCCGCCGCCCCUCCGCGCCGGGGCCUCGUGCACCUUGCGCCAGAAGCUGAUCUUCUCGCCCAGCAGCGACUGUGAGGAGGAGGAGGAGGAAGAGGAGGAGGAAGGCAGUGGCCACAGCACCGGGGAGGACUCGGCCUUUCAGGAGCCUGACUCGCCGCUACCGCCCGCGCGGAGCCCCACAGAGCCCGGGCCCGAGCGCCGCCGCUCACCCGGCCCGGCCCCCGGCAGCCCCGGAGAGCUGGAGGAGGACAUGCUGCUGCGGGGCGCCUGCCCAGGCGCGGACGCGGCGGGCGGCGGGGCCGAGGGCGACUCGUGGGAGGAAGAGGGCUUCGGCUCCUCGUCGCCGGUCAAGUCGCCUGCAGCCGCUUACUUUCUGGGCAGCUCGUUCUCGCCUGUGCGCUGCGGCGGCCCGGGGGAUGCGUCCCCGCGGGGCUGCGGAGCGCGCGGGGCUGGCGAGGGCCCCUGCUCGCCGCUGCCCGACCACCCGGGCACCCCGCCCCACAAGACCUUCCGCAAGCUGCGGCUCUUCGACACGCCGCACACCCCCAAGAGUUUGCUCUCCAAAGCUCGAGGAAUCGAUUCCAGUUCUGUUAAACUCCGAGGUGGUUCUCUAUUCAUGGAUACAGAAAAGUCAGGAAAAAGGGAAUUUGACAUACGACAGACUCCUCAAGUGAAUAUUAAUCCUUUUACUCCAGAUUCUGUGUUACUUCAUUCCUCAGGACAGUGUCGUAGAAGAAAGAGAACAUACUGGAAUGAUUCCUGUGGUGAAGACAUGGAAGCCAGUGAUUAUGAGUUUGAAGAUGAAACAAGACCUGCUAAAAGAAUUACAAUUACUGAAAGCAAUAUGAAGUCACGGUAUACAACAGAAUUUCAUGAGCUAGAGAAGAUUGGCUCUGGAGAAUUUGGUUCUGUGUUUAAAUGUGUGAAGAGACUGGAUGGAUGCAUUUAUGCCAUAAAGCGAUCAAAAAAGCCAUUGGCUGGCUCUGUUGAUGAGCAGAACGCUUUGAGAGAAGUAUAUGCUCAUGCAGUGCUUGGACAACAUUCUCAUGUAGUUCGAUAUUUCUCUGCAUGGGCAGAAGAUGACCAUAUGCUUAUACAGAAUGAAUAUUGUAAUGGUGGAAGUUUAGCUGAUGCCAUAAGUGAAAAUUACAGAAGCAUGAGUUACUUUACAGAAGCAGAGUUGAAGGAUCUCCUUUUGCAAGUUGGCCGGGGCUUGAGGUAUAUUCAUUCAAUGUCUUUGGUUCACAUGGAUAUAAAACCUAGUAAGUAUUAUAGAUCCUCUGACCUGUGUUCUUUAGGGUUAUAG
Messenger RNA from Delphinapterus leucas (beluga whale), 1448 nucleotides. The record is from RefSeq and is a predicted model, not a curated record. NCBI's taxonomy places the organism in Eukaryota, Metazoa, Chordata, Mammalia, Artiodactyla, Monodontidae.